This is a messenger RNA of Phlebotomus papatasi, 433 nucleotides long. RefSeq names its product histone H4. Gene Ontology annotation, biological process: nucleosome assembly. Gene Ontology annotation, cellular component: nucleosome. NCBI's taxonomy places the organism in Eukaryota, Metazoa, Arthropoda, Insecta, Diptera, Psychodidae. The record is from RefSeq and is a predicted model, not a curated record. The transcript has a single exon. Gene Ontology annotation, molecular function: DNA binding; protein heterodimerization activity; structural constituent of chromatin. The coding region runs from base 73 to 384 and encodes 103 amino acids.
GCCCAAAUCUCCGUAGUUUGUUCGUGACUGUCUUUGGAGUAAGAUCUCAGAUUAAACAAGCAGCAAGCAAAAAUGACUGGUCGUGGUAAAGGAGGCAAGGGACUCGGCAAAGGAGGCGCCAAGAGGCACAGGAAGGUGUUGCGUGACAACAUCCAGGGCAUCACAAAGCCAGCCAUCCGUCGUCUGGCUCGUCGUGGCGGCGUGAAACGUAUCUCUGGACUGAUCUACGAGGAGACCCGCGGUGUCCUCAAGGUCUUCCUGGAGAACGUGAUCCGUGACGCCGUGACUUACACCGAACAUGCCAAGAGGAAGACAGUCACUGCCAUGGACGUUGUCUAUGCCCUCAAGCGCCAAGGUCGCACAUUGUACGGUUUUGGUGGCUAAAUCCUUCAUCAUCUUCAUCAAUUCAACAAAAAAAAACGGUCCUUUUGAG